AUGGAAGUAGAAAACAUUAACACUGAUGACUUCCUGCCAGCCAAAAAGACGGUAAAGUUAAAAAAUGUAAAACGCAGGGCAGUUUCUGAAUCAGGUGAAGUCAUGGAAGUCGAAGAACACAACGGAAUUCAAGGCAAACCUAAGCACGGAAAACCGAAAGCAAAAAGGAUGAAAAAGAAUGCAGAACCCAACGAAAGUAAAGUCAACAUGAGGAAAGUUGCAGUUCCUGCCCAUAGGUAUACUCCAUUGAAAGAGAACUGGCUUAAGAUUUUUACACCAAUUGUUGAGCAUCUCUUACUUCAAGUCCGAUUCAACACCAAAACAAGAAAUGUUGAAAUCAGAGUUGGUCCCGAGACAAGAGAUAUAGCUAACUUGCAAAAGGCUGCAGACUUUGUUAAGGCCUUUAUAUAUGGAUUUGAAGUUGAGGAUGCAUUAGCACUACUAAGAUUGGAUGAUUUGUUUGUGGAGUCUUUUGAAGUUAAGGAUGUAAAAACACUGCAAGGUGAUCAUUUGGGGCGUGCUAUUGGCAGGUUGGCAGGAAAAGCAGGUAGAACAAAGUUCACAAUAGAAAAUGUUACAAAAACAAGAAUAGUGUUGGCAGACUCGAAAAUUCACAUACUAGGUAGUUACCAGAAUAUUGCACUGGCAAGGAGAGCUAUAUGUAACCUCAUUAUGGGAUCACCACCUUCUAAGGUCUAUGGAAAUUUAAGAAAUGUUGCAAAUAGGGUUGCUGAGAGAUUU
This is a messenger RNA of Iphiclides podalirius (scarce swallowtail), 741 nucleotides long. The record is from the annotation of a GenBank genome assembly. NCBI's taxonomy places the organism in Eukaryota, Metazoa, Arthropoda, Insecta, Lepidoptera, Papilionidae.